Coregonus clupeaformis (lake whitefish) is the source of this 959-nucleotide messenger RNA. RefSeq names its product gastric inhibitory polypeptide-like. Lineage: Eukaryota; Metazoa; Chordata; Actinopteri; Salmoniformes; Salmonidae. Gene Ontology annotation, biological process: response to glucose; regulation of fatty acid biosynthetic process; response to starvation. Gene Ontology annotation, molecular function: hormone activity; glucagon receptor binding. The coding region runs from base 456 to 779 and encodes 107 amino acids. Gene Ontology annotation, cellular component: extracellular region. The transcript has 5 exons. The record is from RefSeq and is a predicted model, not a curated record.
AUAUAGCUACACACAACCCAAAACAGGUUACAGCAUUGAAAACAUUCACCUUUUACUUCAUUUCCUUAUCUUCUAGUUUGACCAUUAAGUUGUUCACGUCUCAAUUGUUUCCCAUCUAGCACCAUUCAGAUUAGCCUAAUAGCCCAGAAAGGUUUCCACUGAUCAUGUUAAGGGUAGUUACCUCCAAUCUAGAGAGCAAUUUUAACCAUCCAAUUAUUUUACUCAGUGGGGAAAAACAGGCUUAAAAAUUCUGAAUUCAUUAGAAAGCUUGCGUAUCGGAAGUAUGUGUAUAUUAUUGCCCUAAUGUAGUGGAACUAACGUGUUAUUCCUGAUUAUAUGCCGGUGUUGACACAAAUCACCUCUGAGAAACUGUAUAAAAGGACCAAUGUCUUGUUGCAAUUCACAAAAAGCCUGCAUCUCUCACUGAAGAAUAUCCAUUCACAAGUUUUGUCACCAUGAAGGUAGCUUUGUUUUCACUGGUGCUCCUCGGCCUGGCUGGGAUGCUGCAUGCUGAGGCCCUGUCCCAGUCUGGAGAGAACAGUCUCACAGAAAAUGGACAGGGUUUGGGGAGAAGAUAUGCAGAGUCAACCAUCGCCAGUGACAUGAGCAAAAUCAUGGACUCCAUGGUGCAGAAGAAUUUUGUCAACUUCCUGCUCAACCAGAGAGAGAAAAAGAGCAUGUCUAAUGUCACUCCAGAGGAAGAUCCAGAGGCUCGCCUGUACAACAAUCUCCUGAAAAAGCUUGCACUGUGCAUUCGCAGCAAGGGACAGAUCCAUUGAUGUUUUGAAGAAUAUCAACAAAUGAUCAACGUAGGUGGGAGAGUAAUUCAAAGAGAAGCCUGAAGUCAACCAAAACAUAAUGACAAUUUGGAGGAAAAUGUAUGCUUUCUAUUUUUGUGUACACAAUAUAUAUUGUAAAGUUAGAAAUAUGAAUCCAGAAUGCCUGAACUUUUUCAUAAA